AUGGCAGAUGUCGAUAUUCACGAAAAGCCAAAGGAAAAGAGAUCCAUCCGCACAUGGACCCCCUGGCUCGAAAUCGUGGCGCUCUCGGCCAUUCUUAUUUGUAUCAUCUGCUCAGCCGUUGUUGUCACCGUCUCUCACGAUCAAGAAGUCUCAACCUGGCGCAUCAGCCCGGCUGUGUGGCUCGCCAUCUUUUCGGCCAUCUCUAAUGUGGCUUUCAGCUCUGCUCUGGCCGCAGGCAUUGCCGUACGUUUCUGGCUCUGUGCUUCGGGCGGCACUCAACUCUCCCAGCUUCAUUACAUCUGGGAUCAUGGCCGCGGUCUCGGCUUCUGGCCCGCCAUCAAGUCCGGCUCCGAAGCUCGCAAAGUAACCCUCAUCUGUACUAUCGCAUACCUCGUUCAGUUUGCUUCGGGCCCUCUGUUUCAGCGAUCAACCCACACCUUGGCUCAGAACCGGGUUGUCCAGCAGAACAUGUUCUUUGACAUUGCCAACAGAAUACCCGAUGGAUGGUCGGGAAACUGGCAGUCAGACAGGACAGUCAUUCACAACAGGAGGGUCAUGUCGCAAACCCAAGCCUGGUACCGCAAUGACUCCAUCACUGUACCAUCUACGGAAGGAUAUGUAUGCGAUGGCACUUGCUCCGGGUCGGUCCGCGGUGCGGGUUUUGUAUACACGUGUGCCCCUACCACUUACCAACCCCUGGACUUGUCAACAAACGCCUCACACAAAGCCACCGUCUUCCACAUCCGAGCCGAGCUAGUUGCCGACGAACGGUCCGAACCAUUACUCACUCUCUUGACCAAACACAUUGACAAGCUCGAGGGCAACUGCCAAGCUACUGUCAAAAUCGAUCGCUGCAACAUCACCGCCGCCGUGGUGGAACAUCCCGUCAUCAUCCAAAAUUCCACCGCGUGGUUUGAUCACUCUGCUCUCAAGUUCAAUCAGUCACUGCCCAUCAUUUCACCAUACAUUUCCGCCGGUGAUUCCCUCACCACGCCGAUCAGCUCGGGAGUCGGUCCGCUCGCCGGCCUGCAAGCCUUUGUCUCUGGACACAUGUACGAUAAUGCGACCACAACCUUCAAUCCGACCCUCAAGAAAUGGCUCUUUGCUGGACCGGGGCCGGGAACAUUGGCCGACGUCUUCUUCAGGGCUGAGCCUUGGGAUUUUGGGAACCACAGUCUCAUCAGCUGUGGGCUGAUCUGGGACAGCCCGACAGAAUAUGUGCUUGCAAAUCUGCACGAGUGGCAGUUUCGUGUGGCCGAGAGAGUGGGCAGGGGUACCGAGAGGCAGAGCUUUGAAGUCACCAAAACGGUUCCGGUCUUGGUGUUUUGGAGCGAGAAGCAGUAUCUGGGCCCAGCGUUGGCGGUUGCAAUACUGGGGUUGCUCUUUGUGGCGAGUCUCAGUUGGGGUUGGUGGAGGCUUGAGAAGCCGGUUACGCUCAGCCCUUUGGAGACGGGCAAGGUGUUCGGUGGUGGCAUCUUCAGGGGUGUCAGGGGCGAUGCCACUGUCAGCGAGAUUUUGAGAGAGGUUAGGGAUAUUGAGGUAAGAGUUGACACCGAGAGUGGGGUUGGUGCAGAGGAUCGGAUCACACGGGUAGAGGUCGAGAUGCAAAGACCCAACAAGGUAUACACCACGGGGUCUGGCUGCGGAAUCUAUUUGUCCGAAGGGAUCGAAAGGGGCGAAGGAUCACAAGGCGGGUCAGUUACAGGUAGCACACGAGUGCAGAGUCACCUGGGGCAGGCCUAA
This is a messenger RNA of Podospora pseudocomata, 1743 nucleotides long. RefSeq lists its product as uncharacterized. Lineage: Eukaryota; Fungi; Ascomycota; Sordariomycetes; Sordariales; Podosporaceae. The transcript has a single exon. The record is from RefSeq and is a predicted model, not a curated record. The coding region runs from base 1 to 1743 and encodes 580 amino acids.